AAAAAUGACUGUAUAUAGCAUUACUCUUUCUAAAAUUCCUCUCUUCGCAUUUUGAUUUUACUGUCUCCACUCUCUUCACCCUGACGAUCGACGCCAACUCCGCACUGUCGCAGCUCGAGCCUCGUGUUGCUCCGCGCCGUCGAAGCUCGGUCCGCUCGUGUUCCUCCGCCGCAGGUCGACGUCCACCUCCACACUCCACCGCCCACUCCACGCCGCAGAUGACUGAAACUUGAUGAAGAAGGUGACCUUUUUCCAUUUUGAGUUAUGGUUUUGUUCCCCUAUUAAGCAUUGGAGGACUUGAAUCAAGAUGCUUAACAGGUUAAGCAGGCAUUGCUUCUGCACUGCUACUCCUCGCCCAUGGCUCUUUGUAGGCUUGGGAAAUCCUGGGGAUAAGUACAAAGGAACCAGACACAAUGUUGGGUUUGAGCUAAUUGAUGCAUUUGCUGAAUCACAAGGGAUCUCUAUGAACACAGUUCAUUGCAAAGCUAUCUUUGGGCAAGGUUUUGUUGAUGAAGUCCCUGUUAUUAUUGCGAAGCCUCAAACUUACAUGAAUCUUAGUGGGGAAUCUACUGGACCACUUGCAGCUUAUUAUAAGCUACCUCUUAAUCGUGUUCUUGUGUUUCACGAUGACCUGGACUUGCCCUGUGGGGUGCUUCGACUUCACCACAAAGGAGGUCAUGGAAGCCACAAUGGGUUAAAGAGUGUAAUCUAUCAUUUUCGAGGGAAUAGAGAAUUUCCCCGGCUAAGAAUUGGUAUUGGGAGGCCUCCUGGACAAAUGGAUCCCAAAGCAUUCUUGCUCCAAAAGUUCAAUGCAACAGCCCGAGAACGAAUUGAUGCCGCUUUGGAAGAGGGGGUUGGCGUAUUGAAGCUCCUUUUAUCUAAAGGAUUGACAGAGAGUGCACGAUGCUUUAACAGGGAGCAAAAGUACAAGCAUAUAAGAUUGCAGACUAUGCCGACAUGAGCAGCUUAGGUGAGGAGAGUUACUGACCGAAUGCAGCAAAUGCUGAUUUUAUUUGCUGCUAAAAGCGGGAGAAAAGUUGUACGCAAUUUCCAGCCAUGCUAUGCACGGUUCAUGAUGUUCCCCCGUCUUUUACCAAUUCCUUGGGCAUUCAUUCAGGUCCCAAUAUAAUAACUUCUCGAGCCUCCCAAUUCUUAAUUGAUUCUUUCUUUUCUUCCUUAAAA
Molecule: messenger RNA, 1182 nt
Organism: Carya illinoinensis
Lineage: Eukaryota; Viridiplantae; Streptophyta; Magnoliopsida; Fagales; Juglandaceae
Product: peptidyl-tRNA hydrolase, mitochondrial
Exons: 10
Coding region: 308-961 (217 amino acids)
Molecular function (GO): peptidyl-tRNA hydrolase activity
Source: RefSeq, a predicted model, not a curated record